AAAUCCCAAAGUUGGAUUCAUAACAAGGAACAGCUGUUUAGCGCCAGAUUGUAUAUUUUAUUUUUGGCAUAUUAAACAUACGGAAAUUGCAAAACAUAAACAAAUUAUUUUUAGAAAACUAAACAAGCAAUAUUUGCAUUUCACAUACAUACAUAUUCUCUUUGGAUCUUUGCCGCUCCACUUGUAGACACAGCCAAUAUACAGCGUCAUCGUCACAGUUCCUACCACUACGAUAGAAAUAGCGCCAAUUCAGGUGUUGUAAACGUAAUAAAUCGGAGUCAUUGUAUAUGCGAGAGCUGAAGCUGAAAGGAGAGUACCCAGAGGCGACAUAGAUUGUUGGCCGUCAGCUACGACAACAUUCCCAGGAGAAGGCUCUGCUAUCGCUUGCCAAUUACAAAUAGCCAUAGCAUUAGUCAAAUGUGUGCUACCGCAGCAUUUGAAGCAGCUGUUGCACACGCAUUAGUGUUUUGUCUUGCCCGCAAAUUUCGUUACAAUAGAAUUUAAUUUAAUUGAAAUCAAGUGCCAUAAUUAAUGAGAUAUUUCAAAAUCAAAACAAAACGAAAACGUCGACGCAGACAACGGCGAGUAGGGCCCAAAGCAAUACGGCGCUCACCAACAAGUCAUCUGUGGCCAAUAGAGCGCACCAAACACGUUUGUAUAUUCGCUGGGCCGCACAGAAGUGUGCCGCACGCUAACGCAUUUAGAUGUUCUCAGAGUGGAAGUGCAUAUACUUAGAGCCAGAAAAGUAUAUACGGACAUUUAAGGGCCUAUUUGGAAUGAUAUUCUGAGUGGACCAAACCCCGAAAGUCUAUCCAUACUGUGUAUGUUGAGUAAUUGCAAGCCGUUCGAUUUUUAUAAUUCGCAUUGUGACCACAUUCCCAGUUGGUGUACGUCUGUAAUUGAUGAAAGUGGGCAAAUGUGAGGUGAAAACGCGUGUGUUAAAACAUUUUUUUUUAAAUAUGUAUAUGUAUGUAUGUACAAGCCAUUUACAUAAAUACAUGCAUUCAUUCAAGAUUACAAUUUUAAAAUCGUCUAAGAAAGUUAAAAAUUACUGCAUUCUAAGGCACAGUAACGAAAAAAGCACAAGAGCCAACAAGUUAUAUUAAAACAUUGAUGCUUGUUAAUAUUCUGCCAACUCAGUCAGAAAAUUUUGGUCAACCAGAAGCAAAACUCAACAGUUAACAUAAUAUACUUAAACUACUCGCCAAACACAACGCCACGUGUAUUUGACAACUCAAAUAGUUUCAAUAUAAUAAAUUAUAAUAUAAAAAGCAUAUAGAACACCAGCUGCAGGCGCACCGCCAAUUUAAAAUUAAAAAUAAAUUAUUUUAACCGUUUAACACUUCACCUCGGCGUACGCCAUCCAAACGCAGUAGGCGAACAAAAGUGCGAAAACGAAAGGCUAUUUUAAGGGCUGAAGGAAAAUUUAAAAAAUCACUAUGCUGUCACCAAUGUUAUUAGCCAUACUGAGUUUAUCAACUGCAUAAAGAGACGUUGCAAGGGUCAAAAUCAACGACGACGUAGUAGUACAAUCAUCAGCAGCUGCCGGCAAAUUUCGCGACUGAUGACGCUUUCAAUGGUGAUGGCACGUAGACAAUAUCAACAAAAACUGCUGUAGACAAAAUUUAUAGCCUCGAAGGCAUAGCAAGACGCAAGCAACGGCUCUACAGUUGUGCUGGCAUUUGCAGAUUAUAGCUAAGAGUUUAAUUUGUUGUUUUGAAUUGGCGGCAAGGGUAGCCUAUGAAUUCGCUGCUUUUCAUAUCAUUUUGUUGAGUGUGGAGAGCAAAUUUCAACCGACCAGUGACAGACGUACACUUUGCUUUGAGUGAGCAAACAAUGAGUGAUAGCUUUUCAAGAGCAUCGCUAUCCAAAAAUUGAGAUACAUAGGCAACUGCUUUAAAGUUUAAUUAAUUUGUUUAAUUUAAAAGCAAAAUUUCCGCUUGUAGUCGUGAAACAGUAUAAUUAAUCGCCCAAUGGCUGCAAACAAGCGUACUAUUGGUAUAGUUGUCGCUCUGGUGAGUCUGGUCUGUUUAGUUGUUGGCGCCAAUUUCUACUUCAUGUACUAUCUAAACGUAGAAGAAGUGCCACAUGUGAGCAGCACACGCGCCUUGGAGAAUAUGAUACGUCAGAAAAUACGCGAGUUGCAUCCAGCAUAUUUGAACAGAAACCCGCGACUCUUCAUGUACCGCAAUAAAUUGUUGAAAAAUUAUAAACCUGCACCAUAUGAAAAUGCAUCCGUCCUCUGGGAUAUUGCCAACUGGUGGCCACAAGAAAAUGAAAUUUAUCCAAUCUACGACACCUCUACGGCUCAAUUGCUGCAGACGUUGCGCCUUGAACCGAUCACCAAAGUCACAAAUUUGGCACGUGGCACACAAUUAAAAUUGCUUGUGCGUUUGGCGAACAAACAGAAAGUAAUCUUCAAACCGCAAUGGUAUGAACGCGACGCAGUAAUCGACGGACCCGUAUAUGCUGGCAAAGAUCGUCACACCGCUGAAGUGUACGCCUUCUAUUUGGGUGCCGUGCUAGACCUGAGGUGGACGCCAAUAGUAGUGGGACGAGUGGUAAAUUUGAAAACAGAUAUAUAUGACAAAGGUGACAACGAGCUUAAGAAUUCAAUGACAAUCACGGAAGUGGAGAAUGGUACUGAACAGUAUUGCCUUUUUGGCAAAUGCCACUACUGCAACGAGGAGGAAACGGUGUGCGGCGAUGAGCAUAAUAACAUAGAAGGUGUGCUUUUAUACAUUAUACCAGGCUCAUUAGCCAAGCGACGAUCGCCAUGGCAGCGAACCUACAAGGAGGAUAAACGGGCGCCCUGGGAGGAUGACAUGAACUAUUGCAAGCCACUUAAAGACAAAAUGGAAACAAUUCGUUUGCUGGACCUCAUCGAUGCUGCAAUAUUUGAUUAUUUGAUACAAAACGGCGAUCGCCAUCACUACGAAACGCGUGAAGAACGUGUGGUGCUUAUAGACAACGGUAAAGCUUUCGGGAAUCCAAAUAAAGAUCAUCUAGAUAUAUUAGCACCGCUCUAUCAGUGCUGUUUAAUAAGAAAAACGACGUGGGACCGACUGCAAGUGUUUUCUGGUGGCGUGCUUACUGAGCUGAUUGACCGCCUUUCAAAGCACGAUGCGCUUUUUCCCCUGAUUACAGACAAGCACAAACGCGGCGUAGAACGCAGACUCCUUGUUGUUUAUGCAGUUGUGGAAUAUUGUAUGGACAGAGAAGGUGACAAAAUGUUUAAACAGCUGUAACUGUUGUUAAAUUAGCAGAACUUCUGAACAAG
This is a messenger RNA of Anastrepha ludens (Mexican fruit fly), 3280 nucleotides long. Its product is annotated as glycosaminoglycan xylosylkinase homolog. Gene Ontology annotation, biological process: protein phosphorylation. Bases 1974 to 3248 code for a protein of 424 amino acids. The transcript is spliced from 9 exons. Gene Ontology annotation, cellular component: Golgi apparatus. NCBI's taxonomy places the organism in Eukaryota, Metazoa, Arthropoda, Insecta, Diptera, Tephritidae. Gene Ontology annotation, molecular function: phosphotransferase activity, alcohol group as acceptor. The record is from RefSeq and is a predicted model, not a curated record.